Messenger RNA from Pseudomassariella vexata, 1533 nucleotides. RefSeq lists its product as uncharacterized. Bases 1 to 1533 code for a protein of 510 amino acids. The record is from RefSeq and is a predicted model, not a curated record. NCBI's taxonomy places the organism in Eukaryota, Fungi, Ascomycota, Sordariomycetes, Amphisphaeriales, Pseudomassariaceae. The transcript has 3 exons.
AUGUCAAUUUGGACAGACAGCUCUACUGCGCUGUCUCCCUCGACGUCGACAUCUUCCCUCUCUCCUUUCCCCCACGUCAUCGAGCCGCACAACUCGCUACACACCCAACAACAACAGCAGGACCGUGCAAGACUCUAUGGCGACCCGGUGGAACCCGUGGGACCGCACAACAAACGCCAACGAACGCAUGGCCCAGAUGCAGUCAAACAGGAGCCGAUCGCAUUCGAAAGUCGCGACCAGCGCACCCACCAUCAGCAAAUCACCCAAUUGACAAGAGAGGGCAAAUCGGCCGAGCAGAUCAAGACCAUCAUGCUGUCCCGCGGCAUGAAACUCAGAAAAGGGGUCAGAACCAUAAGGCAAUUGCAACGGCGGUGGAACCUGCUCGAGGGCGAAGACCACGCUGCCAACAAUGUCCGUUACGUUGCAAGGAAAAAGGCCAGAAUGCAACAGAAGGCAAUGCUGGCCGAGGAGGCGCAGGCGAUGGACAUAGCAGAUGUGGACGAAUCGGUGCGGAGGAAAAUGCGGGAGUCAGACGUCAUGGCAUUGAGAAGAGCGACGGCUCGAGAGUUUAUGCGCGACAGCCUAGAGUCACCACAACGCACGGCGGCGACAGAUCUGGAGAUACAAGUCAGCCGCGGCGAGCCAUCGAAUACGAAGGAAUAUAAGGAAUACCAACUGAAUUGGGUGCUGGAAACACGAAAUCCCGUGUCGGGAGCUGAGAACGCAGUACCGGUGCCAGGCAACCAACGGCCAACAAUGGGCAACGCGGGACAGCAGCCAGAAAUGCAGAUACCGAGGGGCCAGGACCCACAACUGGUAAACAACAACCCACGCAACGAGAUAGAAUGGCUGCGACAUGAUAACCAGGUACUGUGGCAGGAAGUAGAGAGGCUAAGAAGCGAGAAUAAUCAACUCCGAGCCGAAAAUCAACUUGGCCGCGAGGUCCUCGAGCGCAUGCAGGACAAGCCAUGCGAUAAUUCUGCGUUUUUGCGAGCCGCUGCUACUAGAGUAAAUGUUGGGCAACCGAUACACUACGACAUCACUCCAUUUACACCAGCUACCGCUGCGAGCAGGGGUGCCAAUCAGCCGACGCAGAGCCCAAUACACGGUAACUCCCGCUUUCCAAGACGCCUUGCUGGGAGUAUGCCUGUUGACGAGCCGCCAGAGAGCAGACAUGUUGGUGCUUCCAACGAAAAUGCGAACUCCGCCACACUGACCAAAGAUGGUCAUAAGUACAGCAUGUCGACGGUUGGGCCUGGGAACGCAAAUGCGGAAACGUUGGCAGCUGCGGUCCCGCCAACUGAACCAAACACAACCGCUGUGCCGGACUACGAUCAGGAGGAAAUCUAUGCCGUUCAAUUCACAAAUAAAGAGGUCGAGACCCUCUAUGAUGCCGUGAAGGAACGCCAGGAGAACAAGUGGAAGAUUAUAGGGAGGGCCAUUGGCAGGCCUGCGGAUCACUGCGAACGUCGCGCCUUGGCGGCCGAGUUCUACGGGUCCUCACGACGAAGGCCAAUGGCUUUGAGCGCGUGA